Molecule: messenger RNA, 1987 nt
Organism: Paramisgurnus dabryanus
Lineage: Eukaryota; Metazoa; Chordata; Actinopteri; Cypriniformes; Cobitidae
Gene: amz2
Product: archaemetzincin-2
Biological process (GO): proteolysis
Molecular function (GO): metallopeptidase activity
Source: RefSeq, a predicted model, not a curated record
AUCAUUUCCAAAAUGGCGACGACCGACUUUUCAGUGAAAGAACUGACGUUUCACGGGAGUAUGUAAACAUGCAAUAUCACGACAUUUAGAAGCGAUUGUGCAUCAGUGAAUGCGGACGUUUCUCCAGAUUUGGUGGUUAACGAGACCCAUAGCUUAUUAAAUAACAUAGCAUGCUGCUAGGUUUACAUUUGACUGGUUUCAAACGGACUUUUAAGGCUUACCGGGAUUUCCACCUGCGACUUUGUAACUUUAAAGUAGUCCACAUUUCUAUGGAGAUAUUCAUUCGCUUUUUAUUUGUGGGAGUCGACCAAUAACGUAAGCCACAUUUUUAAGCAGGGCUACCUAUCCCUGAUCAUCUUAUGCUUACUUUGGGACACCAUUCUACCCACAAGAGCCACCAAAUUCAUUAAGAUGCAGGUUAUAGAGCAUCCUGUUGAGAGACUUCACACUGCUCUCCUGUCCACACAUAAAGAUCUUAUAGCCUCGUACCAGCAGUUCAGCACAGCAGAGAAGACACUUUUAGAGGAAGGACUCAAACCUGGCAAUUCACUUUUCAGACCCAUCACCAUUCACUCGGACUCUGACUGGAUUCCUGCACAUCCAGAAGAUCCCCAAGACUUUCAGAGUUUUUACGGACACCGAUACCGCAGGUCUCCAAACAGUGGACAUAGGACCAUCUACAUUCAAACUAUUGGCUCUUUUGGGGAAGGAGGUGUCUUGGCAGAACAGUUUGUUGAAUGGCUAAAGGACUACUGCCAGGCGUUUUAUUACGGACUUGAGGUGAAGCUUUUACCAUCCGUAACAGUUGCUUCAACAGCUUGUACGUUUCGCAUCAACAGUAACACGCACAACCUUCAGCUUCAUGCCGGAGAUCUUUUGGACUUCUUGAAAAAGAGGAAACCUAACGAUGCAUUUUGCAUUGUGGGGAUCACCAUGAUUGAUUUAUACCCAAAAGAGUCAUGGAAUUUUGUUUUUGGACAAGCUUCCCUAACUGAAGGAAUGGGGGUGUUCAGCUUUGCCCGAUACGAUGAUCACUUUUACAAAAAAAACUAUGCAGGGCGGCUAAAUAAGACAACAAAGCCAAAGCAAGGAGAUUACUCCGUGUUCCAGAAUUACUACACUCCUCCGAUCACAAGCACCCUCCUCCUGCGUUCAUGCAAGACCGUGACUCAUGAAAUUGGACAUAUAUUUGGUAUGAAGCACUGCCAGUGGCUGCAGUGUGUCAUGCAGGGCUCCAAUCACUUAGAAGAGUCUGACCGUAGACCACUUGAUCUCUGCCCCAUAUGUUUGAGAAAACUGCAGUCUUCUAUUGGAUUCAAAAUAGCUGAUAGAUACAAGGCUUUACUGCACUGGAUUGAAGAUGGAAAUGACGGCGCUGGACAACACUCAUCCAAACCCACACAAGCCUUUCAAGAGAGUAGACACUGGAUUUCCGAGUGCUUGAAAAUAUUGGAAAGUGAAACAUUGUGAGGCAAUCAACCAGAAUGAUAUCUAGAUUUGCUAUGUGUACUUAGUAGCUUUGGUCAAGGUUAUAACUUAAUUUAUUGGGCCCAGAAAACAUUGAGUGAUGCCCCUCUUGUCUGGGCUAAAUGAGAUGUUGGGCCAUUCCUCAUCAGGGGCUCAGGUCAAUGGUUUUAGAAGCAACUUUUUUGUUUUGUCAAGUUUUUUACUUAUGUGCAGGUCUGGGCAUUUACUGUAUAGGGGCAUUGUCAUGUUAGAAAAGAGCUCUGCCCAAACUGUUGCUAUAAAUUUAGAAGCACACAAUUCUUUAAAAUGUAAUUAUAUGCUGUUUUAAGAUUUAUGCCUGAUUUAGAUUUAUUUAUGCUGUAUUAAGAUUUAUAAACCUGUUUAUUACAAAACGUUUGUCCAUAUCUGAAGUAAACUAAUCAAAGCUGUGUAUCUGUCUUUCUGCUGUUCUACUUUCAAUGUAUCUGUUAUAUCAGAAAACAAUUGUCAAACAAUAAUCAUAAAAAGAACAUAUCUGUAU